Molecule: messenger RNA, 1379 nt
Organism: Apis mellifera (honey bee)
Lineage: Eukaryota; Metazoa; Arthropoda; Insecta; Hymenoptera; Apidae
Gene: Wbp2
Product: WW domain-binding protein 2
Exons: 4
Coding region: 156-1043 (295 amino acids)
Biological process (GO): positive regulation of DNA-templated transcription
Cellular component (GO): nucleus
Molecular function (GO): transcription coactivator activity; chromatin DNA binding
Source: RefSeq, a predicted model, not a curated record
GUACUUACUACUUAUUACAUCGUUGAACAUAUUGUAUUGAGAUAAAUGCGCUUGCGCACUGCGUCAUAUAGUCAUACUUAUCAUUUAUGAAUCAGCUGACGAAGAAAGAUUGUUCCUGCAAAUUUUAACCGUAUUGAAAGAAAAAAUAAAAAAGUAUGUCGUUAAACACAGCGCACGCUAACGGCGGUGUUUUAAUACACGCUGGAGAAUGCAUAUUAUUAUUCUGUGAUCAUGUCACAAUGGAAUUCCAUGGACAAGAACAAGCAGAAUUUAUUGGUAGCAAACGUGGCAGAUUAUAUUUAACUACACACAGAAUGAUUUUUAAUGCCAAAGAUCAAAAGGAAAAAAUGCAAUCAUUUAGCUUCCCAUUUAUAACAUUGAGUGAAGUUGAAGUAGAACAACCAAUGUUUGGAGCUAAUUACAUCAAAGGUAAAUGUCGUGCUCAACCAAAUGGCAAUUGGAUUGGAGAAUGCAAGUUCAAAUUACAUUUUAAAAGCGGUGGUGCAAUAGAAUUUGGUCAAGCUAUGUUAAGAGCAGCAGCAAUGGCUCAACAAAAUGGACCUGUAAAUGAUGCUCCACCACCAUAUCAACCUCCAACAUCAAAUUGGUAUGCAGCACCACCACCUGCUUACCAAGCAGCACCAACAGGAUAUUAUGGAUGGCUACCACGAAAUGAUGCUUUUUCAGAUACACCACCAGCCAAUAGCGUAUAUAUGACGGAUAUGCCACCUCCAUAUCCUGGUAUAAAUACACCUUAUCAAGGAUAUGCAAAUGUACCACCACAAGGUGCAUGGGGAAAUUCCAGUCAACAGCCUGGUUGGACACCACCUCAACAAAAUGGUGCACCUGGAUGGGCUAAUCCAAGUUAUAAUGCCCAACCAAUGUCCCAAGCAGGUGCGUAUCCAAAUUAUGGACAGCCAGCAUAUAACAGUUAUUCGCAAAAUCCUCCUCCAUAUACUCCAUAUUCUCAAGGUAAUAAUUAUGUUCAAUCUGGCUAUUAUCCACAACAAAAUCCUUACAAUCCUUAUCCACCCAAUUAUUAAUUUUAUGUAUCAAGCUAUAUGUAUGCAUGUUUAUAUCAUAUUUUAUGUGAUAAAAUUUUUGAAAAUAAUUUUUAAAAUAAAAUGUAAUAAAUAUAUUAAUUAAUAUGUGUUAAAGACACAAAAAAAAAAUAUAUAUUAUACUAUUCUAUAUAAUAUAAAAAUUACAUGUAAUAUACAUAUUAUAAUGAAUAUUGAAUUAUUUUUCGAUACUUUUUUUUUUUAUCAAUUAUUAUUGUAAAUUAAGAUAUUAUAUUUUUGUUGCUUUUAUCAUAUAAUAGUUUUGUGAUAAUCAUUAUAAUAUAAAAACAUAGUAUGUCAUUAAAAUUUAGCCAAAUA